UAGGUUAUUGUUGGACUUCGCCCCGUAAUCACAACUGCAUGCGUACUCAGAAGUCCACAAAAGGGUUUAAAGGCGAAGACAAGAUACCGUCCACAAAAUGGCUGGCCUUCCACUUCCAAAUGCGGUGAAAAAAUCUUUUUUAUUUUUCCUGGUGUUUAUGUACACAUUUGUGGUCAGUACUCUCAUCAUAAACUUCCUCAUGGUAUGGACCCUAAUUAUUUGGCCAUUCGAUCGUAAAUUGUUCAGGAAAAUAAACUACAUUCUUGGAUAUUCAAGCUGGUCCCAGUUUACUUUUGUUGCACAGUGGUGGUCAGGAUGUGAUAUCAUAUUGUACAUAGACCCAAAAGAUCGUGAAUUUGCAGGCAAGGAACAUAUCUUGGUGUUGAUGAAUCACACUUAUGAGAUUGACUGGCUGAUGCUAUGGAUCCUGGCUGAAAGAUACAGUGUGUUAGGGGGAGCAAAAGUUUAUGGCAAAAACAUGUUGCGAUACAUUCCCCUGAUAGGCUGGGCAUGGUAUUUCACAGAGUGUAUAUUCUUGAUGAGAAAUUGGGUAAAGGACAAGAAAAUUAUAAAAGAUACCAUGAAAGAACUGCUUGACUAUCCUGACCAAUACUGGUUUACACUUCUCUUGUUUCCAGAGGGUACAAGGUUUACUGCAGAGAAACAUACAGCCAGUUUAAAAGUAGCAAAAGAGAAAGGAUACCCAGAGCUGAAGCAUCAUUUACUGCCACGCACAAAGGGGUUCAGUUACACCAUCCAGGCUCUUCAGGGCAAAGGGGCAGUUGGUGCUGUGUAUGAUAUUGCUAUGGGAUUCAAAGGAAACAGUGUGAAGCCAACAUUAAUGAAUGCUUUUAGAGGCAACGCCAUCACAGCUCAUCUAAGAAUGAAACGAUAUGACUUGGAAAGCUUACCGAAGGAAGAGGAGGAUUUAUCAAAAUGGCUCAGAGAUUUGUUUAAAGAAAAGGAUGACCUUGUAGAUGAAUAUUUCAAGACAGGGAAGUUUGACCUUCCUGCAUUUCAUCCUCCACAACGACCUCACGACCUCUUGAACUGGAUUUUCUGGUUCCUGGUGACAGACAUUCCACUGUUUUAUUACCUAGGGAGCAUUAUAGUAGCAGGGACCAUCACACAGCAACUUAUUGUUGUGGGUCUUGUGACAAUAAUGACAUUGUUUUCAAAUUGGAUGAUCAGCCUAACUGAAAUAAAGAAGGGGUCGUCGUAUGGAUCCAAAGUGACACCCAGUGAGAAGAAAUUGACAUAAACUCAGCUGAUAGAAAUUGUGAUGACUAAAGCUGCACUGUGAUUGUAUUUUAUUACCAACACCAAAUAUAAACACCAUGUGCCCUUUUCAUGACCUUUGAACUUUGAUGAAUAGUUUUCAUUUUUGUUGACUACAAGAUGUGGUACAUUUAAUCAGAUUAAUAGUGAUCACUUUAAACAAAGACUCUUUGCUUUAAAAGUAGAAUUUGGUUUUCCUGAA
Ylistrum balloti is the source of this 1480-nucleotide messenger RNA. RefSeq names its product 1-acyl-sn-glycerol-3-phosphate acyltransferase delta-like. The transcript is spliced from 9 exons. The record is from RefSeq and is a predicted model, not a curated record. Gene Ontology annotation, molecular function: 1-acylglycerol-3-phosphate O-acyltransferase activity. Gene Ontology annotation, cellular component: endomembrane system. The coding region runs from base 98 to 1261 and encodes 387 amino acids. NCBI's taxonomy places the organism in Eukaryota, Metazoa, Mollusca, Bivalvia, Pectinida, Pectinidae.